AUGGACGCAAGCACGCCCAACCCGCCUACCCUAGGCACCGACGCUGUCGCCAGCACAAUUGUCUUCUUCCACCCCGACCUCGGCAUCGGCGGCGCAGAACGCCUCGUCGUCGACGCAGCCGUGGGCCUGCAAACCCGCGGCCAUAAAGUCGUCAUCUUCACCAACCACUGCGAUCCGACACAUUGCUUCGACGAGUGUCGCGAUGGAACCCUCGACGUCCGCGUCCGCGGCAACUCCAUCGUCCCGCCCUCCAUCUUCUCGCGCCUGACGAUCCUGUGCGCCAUCCUCCGCCAUAUCCACCUCCUCCUAACCAUCCACCUGACGGGCGAGCUCGCGGCCCUCAGUCCACGCGCCUUCAUCGUCGACCAGCUCUCCGCCGGCCUCCCUCUGAUGCGGUUCCUCGCCCCCGACGUGCCCGUCCUCUUCUACUGCCACUUCCCGGACCUGCUGCUCGCCCAGGGCCGCCAAUCCCUCGUGAAGCGCCUGUACCGCGUGCCCUUCGACCGCCUAGAAGAAUGGAGCAUGGGCUUCGCCCACGCCGUGGCCGUCAACUCCAAAUUCACCCGCGGCAUCGUGGGUAACACCUGGCCCGCCCUGCAGAACAAGGUGCCGAUAAACGUCGUCUACCCCUGCGUCGACACCCACACCACGCACGAGACGGCGCCAGACGAGGCCAAGCUCGCCGCGGGCAAGAAGCUGAUCCUGAGCAUCAACCGCUUCGAGCGCAAGAAGGACAUUGGACUGGCAAUCAGGGCGUUUGCCCAGAUCCCCGAGGAGCAGCGACGCGGCGCGCGCCUCGUGCUCGCCGGCGGCUACGACGCCCGCGUCUCCGAAAAUGUCCUCUACCACGCCGAGCUCCAAGCGCUCGCGACGUCCCUCUCGCUCGCGCACCACACCCUCACGCCCGCGGAGCUCGGCUCGGCCGCCGCGCCCCCAGACGCCCAGGUGCUCUUCCUCCUCAGCGUCCCCGGCGCGCUCAAGGCGGCGCUCCUCCGCGCCGCCCGCCUGCUCGUGUACACCCCGGCAAACGAGCACUUUGGCAUCGUGCCCCUCGAGGCCAUGCUCGCGCGCGUCCCCGUGCUGGCCGCCAACACGGGCGGGCCCGUCGAGACCGUUGCCGACCGGGAAACAGGCUGGCUGCGCGACCCGGCCGACGCGCCUGCCUGGACCGACGUCAUGGCGCGCUGCCUCGCGCUGCCCGACGACCAGCUUGCCGCCAUGGGGGACGCCGGCCGGCGCCGCGUCAGGGAGCUGUUUGGCCGGGACAAGAUGGCCCAGACGCUGGACGAGAGCCUGGUCCAGAUUGCGGGUCUUGCCGAGGAGAGGCGUGUCUCCGGCGCCGCGGGCUUUGGUGUCCUGGCGGCCUUUAUCGCCGCCUGCGCCGUUUUGGCGGCCUGGUUUGCAUUUUGA
Molecule: messenger RNA, 1410 nt
Organism: Metarhizium robertsii ARSEF 23
Lineage: Eukaryota; Fungi; Ascomycota; Sordariomycetes; Hypocreales; Clavicipitaceae
Product: glycosyltransferase family 4
Exons: 3
Coding region: 1-1410 (469 amino acids)
Molecular function (GO): GDP-Man:Man(1)GlcNAc(2)-PP-Dol alpha-1,3-mannosyltransferase activity; alpha-1,3-mannosyltransferase activity
Source: RefSeq, a predicted model, not a curated record